Molecule: messenger RNA, 3687 nt
Organism: Syngnathoides biaculeatus (alligator pipefish)
Lineage: Eukaryota; Metazoa; Chordata; Actinopteri; Syngnathiformes; Syngnathidae
Product: copine-9-like
Exons: 20
Coding region: 1-1671 (556 amino acids)
Biological process (GO): cellular response to calcium ion
Cellular component (GO): plasma membrane
Molecular function (GO): calcium-dependent phospholipid binding
Source: RefSeq, a predicted model, not a curated record
AUGGCAACCAUCGGGGACUUCGAUCCACUCAACACGAGAGUCCCCGCAACUAAAAUAGAAGUUACCGUCUCCUGCCGGAGUCUUCUGGAUGUGGACACAUUCUCUAAAUCUGAUCCUGUGGUUGUUCUGUAUUUGCAGGCUGUAGGAACCAAAGAAUGGAGGGAGUCUGGCCGGACAGAAGUGAUCGAUAACACCCGGAAUCCAGAUUUUGUCAGGAAGUUUGUCUUGGAUUUCUUCUUUGAAGAAAAACAAAAUCUCAGGUUUGAUGUGUACAAGGUGGACUCCAGAAGCUGCAACAUUUCCAAACACGUAAGUCUACAUCAAUUGACAGAUUUUUUGGGUCAGACGUUUUGCACCCUUGGAGAAAUCAUUGGCUCCACAGGAGGGCGGCUGGAGAGGACUCUCUCUGGAAUUCCCGGAAAGAAGUGUGGGGUCAUUAUCUUAACUGCUGAGGAGCUCAGCAACUGCAGGGAUAUUGCGACCAUGCAGUUGUGUGCCAACAAGCUGGAUAAGAAAGACUUUUUUGGCAAGUCGGAUCCCUUCCUGGUUUUCUACCGCAGCAACGAAGAUGGAACGUUCACCAUCUGUCAUAAAACAGAAGUGAUCAAGAACACGCUGAACCCGGUGUGGCAGCCCUUCACCAUUCCUGUUAGAGCUCUGUGCAAUGGCGACUAUGACAGGACUGUAAAAAUCGAUGUCUAUGACUGGGAUCGAGAUGGAAGCCAUGACUUCAUUGGCGAGUUCACCACCAGCUACAGAGAGCUGUCUCGGGGACAGAACCAGUUCAACGUCUAUGAGGUUAUAAAUCCCAAGAAGAAGGGCAAAAAGAAGAAGUAUGUCAAUUCAGGAACGGUAACUCUGCUGUCCUUCAAAGUGGAGUCGGAGUACACCUUUGUGGAUUUCAUCCGUGGAGGGACACAGCUGAACUUCACAGUUGCCAUAGACUUUACGGCAUCAAAUGGUAAUCCAUCUCAGCCCACCUCGCUCCACUAUAUGAGUCCCUACCAGAUGAAUGCAUAUGCCAUGGCCCUAAAAGCAGUGGGUGAGAUUAUCCAGGACUAUGACAGUGACAAACUCUUUCCUGCCUAUGGCUUUGGUGCCAAGCUGCCCCCUGAUGGCAAAAUCUCCCACGCAUUCCCACUGGGUGGUGACACCGAUAAUCCAAACUGCGUGGGCAUCGACGGCGUCAUGGAGGCCUACUUCCAAAGCCUAAGAACUGUGCAGCUGUAUGGACCUACCAACUUUGCACCUGUUAUCAACAAAGUGGCAAACUGUGCUUCAGAGAUAACAGAUGGCUCGCAGUACUUUGUCCUGUUGAUGAUCACAGAUGGAGUCAUAUCUGACAUGGUCCAAACCAAAGAGGCCGUGGUCAACGCUGCAUCACUUCCACUGUCGAUAAUCAUUGUAGGUGUUGGACCUGCUGAGUUUGAUGCAAUGGAAGAGCUGGAUGGAGAUGAGGUGAGAGUAUCCUCCAGAGGGCGCCUCGCUGAAAGAGACAUUGUGCAGUUUGUUCCAUUCCGAGACUACGUGGACCGAUCCGGAAACCAAGUCCUCAGUAUGGCACGUUUGGCUAAGGACGUCCUCGCCGAGAUUCCCGACCAGCUGCUUUCCUUCAUGAAGAGUCGAGGAAUUGAACCACGGCCGGGAAUCUCUUCUUCGCCACUUCCAUAAAACGCACCAAGCCAUUUCACCCUUCUGCGCCUCUGUUCACCCAAAACUCUGUCCUCCUUUUUGACUCAUCGUCACCACAAACAGCAGCGAACUCAAUUUGGAUUCCAAAAGUGAAAAGACGCAUCAUCUCUUUUCACCAGUCAAGUUCAACUUCAGCAAAACACUAAAACCAAGUCCAAAUGUGUAUUCCAAAGCUCACACCAACAACAGCUUGGCAUUGUAGUGAUUCCUAAUCAUAAGUCCAAUUAUAGACAAUAAAAGCACUGACAAUGAAGUCUUGGCAUUGCCUCAACGCAUUUGGUCUCAGAUGCUUAGAUCCACUAGAGAGUGUAUUUCUCUGGUUUAAUAUGUUCUCCCGAACUAUAUUACUGUCCUCAAUUCACUUGUUUCUUUAAUCUUUUCAAUUUUGGCAGGAAUGGCAAUGCCUAAUUUUACAAUCUUAAUUUAGAAAAAUCGAAAGAAAUGAAUAACUUGUUGCAAGGCAUGCAGGCUGAUCCGAUUGUAUCUUCAUUCUUAACAGAGAAGACUUUUCCACGCACAGGUUGAUAUUGCCACCGCCGCCCAUCUUUCUUCUCACAGCGUGAAAUGAUGCUGGGUGCAGAUUUGCCCUCCUGCUGUUUGAGAAAUGCCAGUCUCCCUUGCUGGCCGCCCUGCAGAGAGGACGAUGGGGAAGUGGAGGGAGUGAAGAAAUGAAAAGUGAGGCCGCUUCAAGAGACCAAGGAAUGGAGUGUGGAUGACAAAAAAGGAAGAUCCACUCACAUUAGCUUGAUGGCUGAAAUGAAAAUGGAGGAUGAAGCCUGACGUCAAUGCAGGAUGACAAAAGCCACACAUUAUCUGAUGGGCAUUGUAUGCAUUUUAUUUUUUUUUUGGGGGGGGGGGACACGCCCUCAUGAUUAAGUGAACAUUGUUUGGCAAGCAAUAGACUUAAUCCUGAGUGUAAUGUUUGCCCUAUGCAUGCCCCCCCCCCUUACUCUUUCUCCCGCCCAGUCACGACUUGACUGGCUGUGAGAAACUGAGCUGUGAGUAAAGGUCGCCCCCUUGUGGCCAUCAUUUGUACAAACAACUAUUUACAUUAUGCAUGAAAGCUAUCGUCUUCAUCCACAGUACUUAUAAUAAUAGCUAUGAAAUGACUUAAUAAUAGUCUAAUUCAUUCAUAUGGUGUAUUUUUUAAUAUAUGGUUUUCAUUGUGAAGAUUGUGACUUAACAGGUUGCUGUAAACAUUUGUGCAAGUAUGUGGAUCCAUUUUAUAACCUUGUUAUUAUGGUGAUACAAGAUAAACCUUGUCCUUAAGUCCCUUGCAUGUUGGCGGAUGAAUGUCCAAGUGCUCAAAAUAGUCUGAUCACUGCAACUCAAUAGAUUGGUGAUAUUCACUAAGCAGCCACAACUUUAGGUAAACCGUCAAAAUUCACCAUUGCAAGAGUUUGUGGGGCAGGGGGGCGACAUGUCACAAUGAAAAUAACUAUGAAUUUAAAUUUUUAUAUUAUGGUGAUUUGGACUGGUGUAGAGCUUUACCACAUCAUAGUGAGAAAUAUUUCUAAUAUUUUGCUUAUGAUACUCGUUCAACAAAACAUUACAAAGAGUGACUGUGUACUUACUAUUGUGGCUUUAGGUGGAUGUUUGACUAUUUAAAUAUAACUUGAUGAUCAUGUACUGUGUGCAUUGUCUUGGAUAGACCAAGAAAAAAAAUUGGAUUGGCAUGUAGAUAGUGUAAAGUAAUAAAUCCUCAGCAAGACACUGGCUCAUUUGAGUAAAGCAUUCUGACGAAGAGUUCAAGCCCGUGGGCUUCUUUAACAAAAGGAUGUUUUGGUCUGUCUCUCAUGAUUGUCUUAUGCAAGUGUAGAAAUGUCCAUAUACAGCACUCAGAUUUAGUGUACAGAAAAUAAAGUUUGAAUUCAUGAUACAAUACAAUACAUGAUACAAAUCACUAGUUUUACACUAGACACUUGGUAGGGAUGGAUGCAACUUUUAUAUUUUGUCUAAUGGUCAGUGUCUAUUGUAUUUUGAUGUAAUAAAUGU